UCUCGUGCCAUGACUGGGAACAGGAGGAGGGAGGAGGCUCGCUGAAAUCAUGGACCAGGGUAAGGGGUGGAGGGAUGGUCUCUCCUCAGCCGGUGACAACCCUCGGCCGCCGAUGGCGACCCGGCCGGGAAGGGAGGGGGUCGGCGUGGGCUGGAAGGGUCCCCGGACGCUGGUCCUCCAUAAGAACUCCCUGGGUUUUGGUUUCACGCUACGCCACUUCAUCGUUUACCCUCCAGAGUCGGCGCUGCACACCAACCUCAAGGAUGAGGAGAAUGGUAAUGGAAAGGGGUAUCAGAAAGGUCGACUGGAGCCAAUGGACACCAUAUUUGUGAAGAGUGUGAGGGAAAAAGGGCCGGCCCAUCAGGCGGGCUUGUGCACAGGGGAUCGGCUGGUGAAAGUGAACGGAGAGAGUGUUCUAGGGAAGACGUACUCGCAGGUGAUAGCCCUCAUUCAGAACAGUGAAAGUGUGUUGGAGCUCUCCAUUAUGCCAAAGGAUGAAGACGUGCUUCAGUUGGCGUACUCCCAGGAUGCCUACCUGACAGGCAACGAACCCUACACAGGGGGAGCCGAGUACCUCCCACCACCGCCUCCCCUCUGUUACCCACACACUAAGGCCACGAGUCCUGCCGGAGCCCCUCCGUCUGGCUCCAUGGGCCAGAACCAGCUGGAUAACUGGAGUCGCUGGCCAGGUUCUUCCAGCCCCUCUUCACUCGACAACCGCUCCGCUGUGGGCAGCCCGGCCAGCUGGCAGGAAGGACGGGCGGGAGAGCCAGGUGGUGUGGGUCACAGCAGCCCGGCCCACCGCACAGAGGAGAUCCAGUACGGUAUGACCAGCCAGCAGCCUCAGGGCCAGACCAGGGGGCGCUCCUACUCUUCCUCUUCCUCAUCAGGAGGCCCUUUGUCCAGCCCGCUGCAAGUCCACUACUCGAACCACCACGCUGCCAGCUCCUCUCAGGCUCAGCCACGCAAGUCCAGCUCGGCCUGGACCAGUCCUCCCCUGCCCCAGCUCAGCCAUGGUCGCACAGGGCGCUGCCAGCAGGCCCUCUCCGACUGGUACUACAACCAGGUACCUGAACGAUCAGGACGCAGCAUGCAGACCCGCCACCGCAGCUACUCUCAGGACCGGCUCAGUGAUUCGAGGAGGCAGCAGCAGCGGUCAGGUGGUUGGCCGCACAGCGCCUCCCAAGACACUUUGAUGUUACUACAGCAGUCAGGACCAGGACCCCAGGGAGAGCCCUACUGGUCCUAUGGAGACUGGGAGGGGGGCCCAGGUAGGGGCCCCACCGCCACUAACUACACCCGGACACGCUCCGAAAACCUCCUAGCCCAGUACGAUCGCCACGGCCGCUCGCUAGAGAUGCUGGACCGAGCAGCGGCUGGGCUGGUCUCACCUCAUUUUGAGAGGCCCUCAUGGCCCCAGCAGGCUCCACAGCCGCCCCCCAGGACUGAUGCCCACUCUAGGCAGGGGAAUCAUUACGGUGCGGCACAAGCUCCGCCGGUGUCCAGACACACACAGUCACAUUCUAAACACCACCCCCAGACCCAGGCCCACUCCCAGCCUCAGUCCCAGCAGGCGGCCCCCGCGAGCAGGCCUCCCCCUGGCCAGAGCAUGGACGACCAGCCGGUGGGCUACCGUAGCUACAGCCCCUCUUUUUACCGCAAGACAGGCCGCAUCAUGCAGCAAGCUCACUCUUUCAGGGACCCUUCGUACUCUGGCCCUCACAUGAACUGGAACCCAACGCCUAAAACCAGCCCCCCAGAGGGCACAACGUCGCCAAUCACUGCCUCGGCCGCCUCCCCCCUUGCCUCCGCCACCCCCGAAUCCCAGGACAGAGCGUACAGGCCAACAAACCACGAGAGGGAACGAGGGUCAGUGGAGGGGCAGGCGGAGGUGGCGGCACCAACCCAGGAAGUGGUGCUGAGGCAGAAACCUCCCACCGGGCGGAGGAACGCCCACGGCAUGCGCCACCCACACUACGCGCUGCCCAUGGACGGGCUAGAACCCUCUUUGUUUUCUCCUGAUCCCCAGGACGCAGCUCCUGCCCCUGGUUCCACGGGAGACGUAGCGCCACGCAAACCAAACGGCAACCUCGCCCCCCUCCCCAUAGAGGAUGACUCCCUGGCCUCCAUCCCCUUCAUAGAUGAGCCGACCAGCCCAGGUGCUGAUUUGCGUGCCCGCCACGUCCCGGCGUCCUCCGUGGUAUCCAGCGGCAUGAACUCGGCGCCGGUGGUCACGGGCCCCGCCUCCCCCACCUUCACCUUUCCCCUCACUAGGCUCUUCUCACAGGACUGCAGCAGUAUUAAAUCCGGUCGUCGUUCCUCCUAUCUUCUAGCCAUCACCACGGAGCGCUCCAAGUCAUGUGACGAAGGACUCAACACGUUCAGAGAGGAAGGCCGAGUCUUCUCGAGGCUACCAAAGAGAGUGAAGAGUUUCUUCACAGACGGGUCUCUGGACAACCUUGGCACAGCAGAGGAGGUUCGAUCUAAACGCCACUCCACCUCAGAGCUGGGAAACAUUACCUACAGCGAUGUGCGGCAAGAAGGAUGGCUGCACUUCAAACAAAUCCUCACAGAGAAGGGCAAGAAGGUGGGCAGCAGCAUGCGUCCGUGGAAGCGAGUCUUCUCGGUGCUUCGCUCCCAUUCGCUGUUCCUCUAUAAGGACAAGAGGGAGGCGGUGCUCCGCGGCGCCACGAUCGGAAGUGCGGCCGAGGACGAGCAGCCAAUCAGCAUCCGGGGCUGCCUGGUGGACAUAGCGUACAGCGAGACCAAACGGAAGCACGCUCUGCGGCUGACCACACAGGACUUCUGCGAGUACCUUCUGCAGGCCGAGGACCGGGAGGACAUGCUGGACUGGAUAAAGGUCAUCAGGGAGAACAGCAAGACGGACAACGAGGAGCUCGGUUUCUCCAGACAGGCCCUCAUCAAUAAGAAACUGAAUGAUUACAGGAAGCAGAGUCCAACAGGCAGCAAGCCCGACUCCUCUCCCAGGAUGUCCCGCAUGAAGCCUCCCUUCCUGCUCACCAAGGCGGACAACGCUGCGGGGGCGCCACGCUCCCCCAAAUCAGAGGGCAAAGAUGAGAGCGGCCCUCCGAAGUCUCCGUGGGGAAUCAACAUCAUGAAGAAGACAAAGAAGUCCGGGCCUAAAGCUUUUGGUGUGAGGUUGGAGGAUUGUCAGCUGGGUUUGAAUAACAAGUUCAUCCCGUUGAUCGUGGAGAUCUGCUGCGGUCUGGUGGAGGACAUGGGUCUGGAUUACACGGGAAUCUACCGAGUCCCAGGGAACAACGCCAUGGUGUCGACGCUUCAGGAUCAGCUCAACAAGGGAUGUGACAUAAACCCUACAGAGGAGAAGUGGCAAGACCUCAAUGUUGUCAGCAGUUUACUCAAAUCCUUCUUCAGGAAACUUCCAGAGCCGCUCUUCACAAACGACAAGUACAACGACUUCAUCGACGCCAACCGGAUGGAUAGUACAUCGGACAGACUAAAGACCAUGAAGAAACUGAUCCGAGACCUCCCAGAUUAUUAUUACCACACUCUGAAGUUCCUGGUUGUUCACCUGAAGACUGUAGCAGACAACUCAGAUAAAAACAAGAUGGAGCCCCGUAACCUGGCUCUGGUGUUCGGGCCGACUCUGGUUCGGACAUCUGAAGACAACAUGAAAGAUAUGGUCACACACAUGCCCGACCGCUACAAGAUAGUGGAGACGCUCAUCCAACAUUGCAACUGGUUUUUCGCCGAAGAGCAAGACAAGGAUGAAAAGACGCCGGUGGAUACGCAGGACGUGCAGCCCGCCCCCAACAUCGACCACCUGCUGUCCAACAUCGGCAGGACCGCUCUGCUCGGGGAGGCCUCAGACUCAACCAACAGUGACUCAGCUAAAUCAAAGGGCUCUUGGGGGUCGAGGAAAGACCUUACACCCAAAGACUUCCUGACUCUGUCCAUCAUGUCGGCUGUUACGGGCCGCAAACGCAGGAAGCGCCACAACGCCCGCCGCGUGGGCAGCAGCACCGAUGACGACUCUGAGCACGAGCCAAUCAAAGCUGGACAUUUAGGGGCAGAGGAGGAAGAGGAGGCAGAGUCGCCCGUGGGAGACACUGCUCCUCGAGCAGUGGGAGAGGAGGACGAGGACGAAGAAGAAGAAGAGGAAGAUGAGGAAGUUGUUGAAAGCGGAGUGAAAGAGGAAGUAGAAGAGGAGGCGGUGGCGAUUGUUCCCAGUCGGCUGUGCUGUAAAGAGGAGGAGGAGGAGGCAGGAGGAAGGCAGGCGGCCGUGUUGCUGCACGAGGAGGAGGCGCGGGUGGAGGUGAAGGGGCCGCCGUGGAAAGCUCCAGAGGACGCUCGCUCUAUCGUUUCUGGUUACUCCACCCUCUCCACGUUGGGUCGUAGCCUGGGGUCAGAGGGCAGGGGGGAUGAUGCUGACGACGAGAACAGUGAGCUGGUGAGUGAGACGGACAACGAGAGCGGCUUCGCCUCGCGCUCCCUCACCCAGGAGAGACCCGAUAAACACCAAACAUCGCCCGUGAACACGCAGCCGCCAGCUGCCCCGCGCAGCUUCCUCUACACGCACUACAAACCCCCCGUCCUCUCGCCCACAAACCUGCUCGAACCCCCCACAGCGCUCACGCACACACCGGACUCCGCGGACAGGAGUGACGGAGGGGCGCGGUCCACCACGCCCUCCUCGUCCUCCUUCUCCUCCUCCUCCACCACCCACAGGCUGCACUCGCGGCCUUCCUUCAACUCCCACAAGCUGAUCCAGUGCGACACUCUGGCCAGGAAGAAGCUGAAGUCGGAGAAAGGCAAGGCUCGCUCUCUGGAAGUGAUGGAGCUGUCCGGGGCCGUGGCCGUGGCCGACGGGGCCGGGUCCGGGUCAGACGGUGCACCCAGACUGAGGAGGGAGACUUCCAGAACCAACCCCUCCUCAGGCAGCAGCCAGGAGAGCCUGCGCCCGGCCCGGCCCAAGACCUCCCUGCCACCCAGCGAGGCCGCCUCCUUCACCCCGGCCGGCCCCGGCGGCAGGUCUCUAGCGGAGCAGGUCCGCGCUCGUCUGCUGGGCUCGGCCGACGACCUGCGCAUUGUGGGACUGCGUAAACCGCUGUCACCGGAGACGCGGAGGAAGAGACGGGCCUGGCGCAGACACACCGUGGUGGCCUCCCCGACCGAGAUCACCGACAAGAGACCCCCACUGACCGUCAGUGACUUCCCCCUGUCUCCCAUCACUCAAAACCAGGUCAAAACACCAGGGCUGCCUCGGGAUGCAGACGGGCUCGAACAAGGACCGGCUACACGUCAAGCACCCACCUCUAGAUUCCACCAGUACCUGUGAGCCCCGGCCAGCUGACCCCACACAUCACUCCAGGGGAAACCAGGCUUCUGUGCCGGGGGUCAAGGGUCAGGGUUGGUUGCCAGGUGUAUCACCGUGUGCCACUGACCAGGUCUUUAAAAGCAGCCCACCCCUUUUUCUUUUUUGAUAAGCUCCAUUUGCAUGGCAAGGGGCUUUCCAGUGUUGCCAAAGCUUUUUUCUUUUCUUUUUUUUUUCCAAAAAUGUGUGCUUUUAUAGAAAUAAUACAGAGACACAAACAGACCUCAUCACAAUCAAAGUCACAGCCAAGAAUUCUCAUUUGAGUGAUAACCCGAGCAUCCUUCCCGUCUUCUCUGCCUUCCUUCUCACAGACAGAAUAAAUGAAAGAGUUGAAUUCCUACAAGUGACCAGGGCCGGAUGCUGAACAUGCACCGUCACUCUGGUUCUUGAGAGAAUGGUGCUUCUUUAUCAAAGUGGGGUUUAGCGGUAACUAUGACAACAAUUCUCUGAACCUAUUUCAGUGAGCCAGAAGAGACAGUCAACGCCACGCAGACACUUCUCAUUACAAAAAAAGUUAUUGGUCAGUUUAAAACUCUCAACUGAUUUUUCACAUCAGUCUUUCUAUUGUGUUCCUCCUCAGACCACAGACACUGUAAUCGCUCAUUUAUACUCCAAACAAUAGACACAGUAAUCUCCAAACACACACGCAUACAUUCGUCUCUCUCUCUCUACUUGUUAAUAAUGUUCAUGUGUGUGUUUGCGCAACAAUAUUUGUGAUCAUGUCUGAGCGUGCAGGUGUUUGUGUCGAACAAUUUUUGUAACAUUUGUACAAAGCCUUGUUAAGUUAACCUUGUAAAUAUAAAUAUUAUGUUAUCAUAUUUGUUUUUACUUUUUUUAGUUCCUUUUUUUAUGGUUUACAAAAGUGCGUACAAGUGCACAAGUCAUUUCUUUCAAGAUGUUACUUGAAAUGUUUCCCUUAAUAUAUUCUUUUUUUUUGUUUUAUAUUCAAUAUAUAUAUAUUAUAUAUAUUUUGUAUUAAAGUUAAAAAAAAGUACUUUUAUUGUUAUUUCAUCUGGGUGUACCUGUUCACAGGAGACAAGAUAAACAUGACUAAACCUGCUAAUUAUUUCCUCAUAGAUGGCCUUCCUCUUCGAUUCUCAGCACUGUGCAGAAAACCUUUAUCUCAUGAGAUAUAGUCUUAUAAAUAAGUAUCUCUGGUGAUUGUACUUCCAACAAUGUUGCAUCAACGUGUACACAAAUCAUCUUACAACGACAUGUAGCAAGAGAAGAAAUCUGGUAGUCAUAACAGUAUAUUGGGCAGUUUGCAGGCAGCACAGCGCCACACUGUGACGGCUGAACUUGUUUGUUUUGUGGUUCAUGUCUGGGUUUACUGAGCAAUUCCUCUACAGAUCUGCUCAUAUUUACUGAGCUCAAGUCGAAGAAUGUUCCUUCUUGUAAAAGAGAAGCCUGGAGGGGUUUAACAGACUGUUAGAAUUAUUGUGUAGCGCAUACAAACGGACACAUUUUCACCUCAGUUGGCGGUGAUCUUCAUGUGUUUUCAUCCCAUCCCCUCCGAGAGUUCGUCUGUCUGCACGUUUAUUACCUUAGGGGUUUACAUGAGGAAGACUUUUCCAUAAGGUCAGGCUCUAAUAAAUCCUACCUGACUGGGGAAAUGGUACAUUAGAGCGAACAAAAUACACAAUGAAUCUAUUGUUCUCAGCUCUCGUCUUGAUUUGCCAUCACAAAAUAACACAAACAGGAGGUGUGACUUCCUCAGUCAUGACACUUAUUUUCAUCUGACCAAAUAACCCCGUGAAAAAUAAUAAUAAUAAUAAUAAAUGAUAAGUUAUAGUAUUGUCUUACCUCAAGAUUUUUUUUUCUACAAGUGCCUGAUUUCUGGAAUGUGUUUUUGUUCUGCAGUGCCAUGGUCGGUUCUUAUCUUUCCGUUUCCUUUUGUUGUUUCUGGGUCUCGGCCCUUCUCUCCUGUGGUUGAUGGUAUAACUAAGGCACUGACCCAAAGAUGUGUACAUUUAAUACAAGCGGUCUAACUAAGAAAAAAAAAAAGAUGUGAAAAGCACACUUUAAGCCAAGGACAUGUCUAUGCACUCUCUUUGCCUUUUAACACAGGCAUUAACAGCUAUUACCGACGCUGCUACGAGGCAUAGUACUCUCUCAGCUGCUUUUCUGAACAUCUCUCUCUGCCUAGUGAUCCACAGUGUGUGAAUAUGGUACAUCUAACAAGCCCUACUCUAAACCGGCAUUAGGUCAUGUCAGACCUCAUCCAAUUUCUCACAGAUGAACUAACAACCUAUGACUUCAUCAAAAAGGAAAACUCAACAAGUUGGGCGUGCUGUCUGAAAUUUGAUUCUUACCUUAUGUUUCAUUGUUGUAUUUUUAAAAGUCUUUUUGUACAUACUUUCUUAAUAUGUAACAUAUUGUAUUGUGUACAUUUGGAAUUGCUUUUUGGAGUAUAACUAAUAUGAAAAAUGACUGGACUUAAAGGUCGUCCGCCUGAAACCAUUUCCCUCAUGGAUGUGUGCUUUAAAGCAAGGUUAUAUGAUGUAAAUAAACAGAA
This is a messenger RNA of Anoplopoma fimbria (sablefish), 7871 nucleotides long. It is a transcript of the gene arhgap23a, whose product is annotated as Rho GTPase activating protein 23a. The record is from RefSeq and is a predicted model, not a curated record. Gene Ontology annotation, molecular function: protein binding. Gene Ontology annotation, biological process: signal transduction. Lineage: Eukaryota; Metazoa; Chordata; Actinopteri; Perciformes; Anoplopomatidae.